UCAGAAGAUAAUUGGAGGAGUAGACCUACAAGCAAGAUUCCCUUUCUUUGGAAGUCUUAUUUAUAUCAACUUCAACAGGCUGCACCGAUACCUAAACGUAUUGUUUGUAAUUAUGAAAUACGAAGCAGACCUUCUCACUAUGGUAGAGAGUUUCAUGGAAAAAUAUCUCGUGAAGAAGCUGACAGACUACUCCAAGAAGGAGAUGGAUGUUAUCUUGUCAGAGAAAGUCAGAGGGCAAAUGGCCAAUAUACACUUAGCAUGAGAUUUGGAGGAAUUACCAAAAAUUUUCGAUUAUAUUAUGAUGGUAAACAUUACGUUGGAGAGAAAAGAUUUGAUACAAUACAAGAUUUAGUAGCAGAUGGUCUAAUCACUUUAUAUCUUGAAGCACAUGCUGGAGAAUAUAUUGCAAUGAUGUGUGUUGAAUCCAGAUAUGAGGAUAGCCCCUAUAUGACUCUUAAUUCAUAUAAGAGAAGAAGAUUAAAAAAAAAUAAACAUCGUCAAAGUCUUAAUAGUCAUAAAGAUCGCAGUCUUGGUAAAUCGGAUUCUAAUCAUAUUGAUUCAUCUGAUAGUUGUGAGAAAGCUACUUCAGAGAUAAAUGUGUCUCCUUCUCGAGAUACAUUAGCAAAUGAUAUUGAUGUUCAACAGUUUCAGAAGCCUCAUUCUUUUAAGGAAGAGCAUAUUAAUUCAAUCUUAUACGAUCUUACUACCGAAAUUACAAAAGGGAAAUAG
Molecule: messenger RNA, 729 nt
Organism: Centruroides sculpturatus (bark scorpion)
Lineage: Eukaryota; Metazoa; Arthropoda; Arachnida; Scorpiones; Buthidae
Product: N-chimaerin-like
Exons: 7
Coding region: 259-729 (156 amino acids)
Biological process (GO): regulation of GTPase activity
Molecular function (GO): GTPase activator activity
Source: RefSeq, a predicted model, not a curated record